AUGUCAAAUUAUAAUAAUAACAAUAAUAAUAUACCAAUUUUAAAAAACAAUGUAAAACCUCGUCAAUAUCAAGAAGAUGCAUUCAAUCAAUGUAUUAGUAGAAAUACGAUUUUAGUUUUACCAACUGGUACUGGUAAAACUUUAGUAUCAAUUUUAACAUUUUUAAAAAUGUUUGAAAUAAAUGAAAAAAAAAAUAAUGAUAAAGUUGCAUUAUUUUUAGUAAAUAAUAUUUUAUUAGGAAAACAACAAACCGAGACGAUAAAGAAUUUAACUGAUAAGAGAGUAAUGGUUUUAAGUGGAGACGAUUUAUCAUUUCAAACUAAAAAGAAAAACUAUGAUAUAGUUGUUGCAACGCCACAGAUUUUAAUGAAUUUAAUUAAUAAGAAUAAAAUUAGAAUUGAUAAUUUUCAUUUCAUAAUUUUCGAUGAAGUUCAUAAUGCUACUGGUUUGGAUAAUUAUUGCAAGAUCAUGUCUUUAGUUAAAAAUUUAGAUCCACCAUUUAGACCAAGAAUCCUUGGUUUAACUGCAUCGGUUUUAAAGAACGCUUCAAAUUAUACCACUGAAAGAGCAACCAAUGAAAUUAAAAAGUUGGAAGAUAUAAUGUUAUCAAAAAUCUAUUGUCCAUUAAUUGAAAUAUUUAAAGAUCAACAACAACAACAACAACAACAACAACAACAACAUCAUCAUCAUCAAUCACCUAAUUUUGAAAUUUAUGAACCAUCUAUUCAACAAACUAAAUUAACUUCAAUCAUUUCAAAAUUAAUCAUUGAUAAAACUAGAUAUCUCUCAAAGAAAAAUGGUCAUAAAGAUGUAAAAUUGGAACAAAUUGAACUUCCAAUUUUAAAAUUCAUUCAAUCAUUAUCAAGUUUAAAACCAAAAUUAACUUCAGAAAGAGAUUCAAGUGAAUAUGCUACAAUCGUUAAUUUAUGUAAUAGUUUAACAACAUUAUCAAUUGAAGGACCACAACAAUGUUUAACUUCAAUUACUGAUGGUUUUGUAAAUGGUAUAAUUUAUCAACAAUUAAUAGAUUAUGAUUCAGAAGAAAAUCAACAACAACAAGAAGAAGAAGAAGAAGAGGAAAAAGAAGAUGAAGAUGAUGGUAUUGAAAUGAAAACCAAUAAAUUUAAAUCAUUAUUAAAAUUAUUAAGUAUUGAAAUUAAAGAAAAUAAUAUAAAUGAUAAAAUAAAUUGUAUUGUAUUUGUUGAAACCAGAGAUACUGGUAAAAAAUUAUUAAAUCUAUUAAUUAGUGAGAAGGAAAUCUCAAAAUUAAAUCCAAAAUUAAUCUAUGGUCAUAAUGGUAGAAAUGGUAUGAAACAUAGUGAACAACAACAAAUCAUUCAACAAUUUAAAGAAGGUGUUUGUCAAGUAUUGGUAUCAACAAAUGUAUUAGAGGAAGGUAUAGAUAUUAAAGAAUGUAAUUCUGUAAUUUGUUUUGAUAAUCUUUAUAGUUUAAAAUCAUUAAUUCAACGUCGUGGUAGAGAUAGAACUUGUUCAUCAUUUACAUUAAUUCUUGAACAAGAUCAACGUUUAAGAUUAGAGGAUUUAAUUAAAAGUGAAAUCAUUAUAAAUAGAUCAUUAAUUGAUAUAAUGACUGAUAGAAUGAGACAAAAAGAAUUAUCUACUUCAUCAUCUUCAACAUCUUCAUCUUCAUCAUCAUCGUCAAAUAAUUCAAUUUCAAUGGUUUCUUCUUUAUCAUCUUCAUCAUUAUCACCUUCUUUAUCAACAUCAUCAAGUGGAGUUGUAACAGAUGAAGAAAAUAGUAUUUAUGAUUAUCAAACUUUUUUCUUACCAAUUUUCCAUAUUAAAGAGAAUGAAUAUGAAUCAUUCAAAGAGUAUUGUUUUAAAUAUAAUAUAAAAUGUUCAAAAGAAGCUGCUGAUAUAGAUGAUGAUAGUGAUGAUGAUGAUGAAAAUGAUAGUGACAGUGAUAGUGAUAGUGACGGUGACAGUGACAGUGAUAAUAAUAGUAACAGUGAUAAUAAUAGUGAUCGUGAUGAAGCAAUUAAAUUAAAGAAUGGACCAUUAGUAAUUUGUUCAAUUGAAAAGAAAGGUAAUGAAUUUCAUGAACCUUAUUUAUCUAAAUUCUUAUUGUUAAAUAUUAAAGUUGAUUCAACAGAAAAAGAUACACUUAUCAACAAGUUUACAAUUUAUUUAUCAAAGAGAUUUGGAUAUUGGAUAAAUUAUAGUCAUUAUAUUGAUGCAAUAGAAUUAGAUAAUGAACAAGAGAUUAACAAUACCUUUGAAUUGGUUAAAGAGACCUCUAGACCAUCAGAGGCAAAAACUAAAUUUGAAUUUGGUAAUAUUUUAAAUUCACCACCAUUACAAUUCAAUAAAGUCGAUCAUUUCAAUUCUAAUAUCGAAUCAAUUAUCAUUAGAAAAGAUCAUAUAGUAUUUAAGAGUGUUCAAAAUAGUAGUGGUAAUAUUUAUUAUCUUCAUCAUAUGUCAUGUCGUGAUGUUGAACAAUAUUGUCUAUACACUCCCCCAACUUUAAUUAGAACGGGUAGUUCAAAGUUAACAAACUCUUAUGACUUUUAUUUCUUGGUUAUUAGACCUAUAACAUUGGUUAGAGUAAAAUAUGAUUGUAAAUCAAAGAGAACCUUUACAGAUGAAAUAGAAAUUGAAAAUAAAAAUUUUGGUAGAUCUUUUGUUUAUAAAUUCACAAUUAAUUUAAAUUUUGAAAAAGUUAAUAGAUUACUAUCACAAUUAAAAUAUAUUGGUUUUGAUUUAUAUUUAUUUAGAAAUGUUAAUAAUAAUGAAAAUAAUAAUAAUAAUAAUAAUAACAAUACUAAUAAAAAUAUUAAUAGUAAUAAUAUUAUUAUUAAUAAUAAUAAUAAUAAUAAUGGUAAUAAUAUAAAUAAUAUUAAUAAUGGUAAUGAAUUAAAUUUUCAAAAUAUUAAUAAUGAAGAAAUUUAUUACUUAAUUAAUUCAUUAAAUUCAGAAAGAUCCUUUGGUAGAAUUAUAAAUCAAGAUUUUGUAAAUCAAAUUAUUGAUUUAUUAAAAUCAAAUAGAAUUGAAGAAGCAAGAUAUAUUAUUGGUGUUGCAUCAACAAAGAAAACAAAAUUCUUUGAUUAUUCAAAAUUAUUUAAAAAAGUAAUUUCUUUAAAUGGUAAUUUUAAUAAUAUUGAUAGUGGUGAUAUUAAUGAUAAUAAUAAUGGAAAUUAUAAUAUUAUUGAAGAAUUAUAUAAAGAUAAACCAAUACAAUCAAAUAAUGGUUGGGUAUUAAUUAAUGAAAUAUUUGUAACACCAUCAAGAAUUGUAUUAAAACCACCAAGAUUAACAUUGGGUAAUAGAAUUUUACGUAAAUUUUCACCAGAGAAAUUCAUUUUAUUCAAUUUUACAGAUGAAAAUUUAGAACCAUUUAGAGGUUUAAAUAAAAGUUCACCAUUAACAAAAACAAUUGAAAGAAUCUUUAAUAAUGGUAUUGAAAUCAUUCAAGGAUCUGGUAAGAAAUACUUUUUCAUUGGUUGUUCUCAAUCUCAAGUUAGAAAUUAUUCAGCAUGGUUUGUAUUGGAAGAUAAAGUUACCAAUGAAAAAUCGGCAUUAAAUUGGAGUGGUAUAAAAUAUGAAUCACUUCAAAUGAUAAAAGUAUUUAGAAAUCUUUGUUUAUUAUUUUCCACCACUUUAAAAUCUCAAGUUAUCUAUAAAAUUGAAAUGAUACCUGAUAUUAUCUCAAAGGAAGGUCAUAAUUUUACAGAAGGUUGUGGUUUCAUUGGUUCUAAAUUAGUGGAAUUAAUUAAUCAACAAAAUAAUUACAACUCAAGUACUUGUGCCUAUCAAAUUAGACUUGGUGGUUCAAAAGGUGUUUUAGUAUUAAAUGAAAAUAUAGAUGAAAUGUCACUUCAAAUUAGACCAAGUAUGAGUAAAUUCGAAUUGGAUUACAAAAGUGGUCAAUUAGAUGAAGAACAUAAAACAUUGGAAAUCGUAUCGGCAUCAACUACAAGUAGAUGUAAACUCAAUAGACAAGCCAUUACAUUAUUAUCGAAUGCAGGUGUUGAAGAUUCAACUUUUCUUCAAAUGUUAGAGGUGGAGUUAAAUCAAAACGCUCAAACAUUGGUUGAUGUUAAUCUUUCAAAAGAACUUUUAGGUGAUUUCUUUCAACAUAUUACAGAAUAUGAACUAUUCAAUGAUUACUAUAUUAGAAGUAUUCUUUUAAAACUUUAUAAAUCAAAGUUAAUUAAAAUUCAAGAUAAAUGUUGGAUCGAAGUAAAAGAGAGUAGAAAUCUAUUGGGUGUUUGUGAUACAUCUGGUACUUUACCAGAAGAUACUGUCUAUAUUGAAGUUGAAGAAUUAGAUCCAAUCGAUAAUUUAAUGAAACCAAAGGUUAUAAUUGGUAGAGUCGCAGUUUUAAAGAAUCCAUGUCAUCAUCCUGGUGAUGUUAGAUUCUUGAAAGCAAUUGAUCAUCCACCACUCAAUGGUAAAAGAAAUGUAUUAUUCUUUUCAACAAAUGGUAUGGUACCAAAUUUCAAACAAUGUUCAGGAUCAGAUUUAGAUGGUGAUAGAUAUUUCGUAAUUUAUGAUCAAACUUUAAUUAGAGAAGAUUUAAUAACUCAUGAACCUUAUUUAGGUGAAGAACAAACUGUAAAUCCACUCAUUGGUGAAGAAGAUAGUGAUGAUGAUCAAUAUGAAAAUGAUGAUAAUGAUAUUACCAUUCCAACUUCAACAACUACAAAAUCAACCAAUAACACUCCCACUAAACUAUCGGAUAUUUAUUUAAAAAAUGUUGAUAAAUCAAAAUUAGGUACAAUUUCAAAUACACAUUUAGCCAUCUCUGAUAUUGAAAAAGUUUCAAGUAUAAACUCAAUAAAAGUUGCAAUUCAAUGUGCAAUCGAAGUUGACUCUGUAAAAACCUCUGUUCAUGGUAUAAUUCCACGUGAUGUAAAAUCAAUACUCAAAGAGAAAGGUUAUCCUCACUUUAUGAAAAUUAAAAAUGGUUCCACUUUUGAAUAUAAAGGUGGCAAUCAAAGAAAAUAUUAUAUCAGUGAUCGUGUUAUUGGUAAAAUCUAUGAUUCUGCAGAGAAUUUAUUAUGGUUUGGUGACUUCUUACCAGAGGCAAAAGUCGAUGAAUCUUUAUUGGUCCAAGGAUACAAAGAGUAUCUAAACCAUGAAAACUUUACAACCUAUAUGGAUUAUAAAUCUAAAAUCAAUUCAAUACUUAGAAGAUUUGGUGCUCAAAGUGAAGAAGAUCUUUUAAUUGGUUUUAUGGAUCCACAAUUUAGUGAAAAAUUAUCAAUUGAAGCUAAAGCUCAUUUCAAAUCAAACUAUAAUUCAAUUCAAAAACUUUUCUAUCAUAAUUUCUUAAAUGAAUUUAGAAAGAAAUCAAAUAAUAAUAAUAAUAAUAAUAAUAAUUUAUCAAUGUUACAAAUUGAAGAAGAGGAAGAAUUAAUCAAUGAAAACUAUACAGAAAUUGAAAAGAAAGUUUGUGCUUGGUAUUUCAUCUCUUAUUCAGAUCCUGAAAAUGAUAAAACUUUAGGUUUCUAUAGAUCAGUUAAAGGUUUAUUAAAAACUACUGAAAUUAAUAAUUUUGAAACUCAAAAACAUAAUGAUAAAAAACCUUUAAAUUUAAGUAUUCUAUCUUUUGCUAAAGAAAUGAAAGAUACAUUACUUUUUGGUUAUCAAGAAAAACUUUUAAUAUUUGAUGAAAUUAAAGAAAUCUUAAAUGAUCAUUUAUUGGAAAAUCAACUAAAUGAUCAUUUCAUUUUUAAUUUAUUAUUUUCUGGUCAACAACAAAAUAAUAAUCAUCAACAAGAAGAACAACAACAACAACAACAACAACAACAACAACAACAGCAACAACAAGAAGAAGAAGAUGUAGAACAAUCUAAUAUACCAAGUUUUUAUUUAUAUCUACAACCUUUAGAGAAUGAAAUAGAAAAUGAAAAACUUUUAUUGGUAUUAAAAGAAAAGUUGGAAUCAUCAUUCUCAAAUAAUCUCUUUGAAAUUAUUAAAAUUACAUCAACUAUAUUAGAAUUUGAAUUCAAAAAAAUUAAGUUUAUCAUUGAUUUCAAUUCAAAUAGUUGGUAUCAAUCAAAAGUAAUUUCUUUAUAUAUAACUAAACAUCCAUCUUUAGUACCAACUUUAUUAGUUAUAAUUGAACAUAUUAAAAAUAUAUCAUUACUAUUAAAUUCAAAUAAAAAUACAACAACAACAACAACAACAACAACAACUUCAACUACUACAACAACAACAACAAUAAGUUAUAAUAAUAAUAAUAAUAUUAAAGAAAAAAUUGAAAAUUUUUCAAUUUCACCAAUUGGUUUAGUUAUUUUAUUUAUUAGAUAUGCAAUUGAAAAUGGUUUAAUUAAGGAAUUUGAAGAAAGUGAUAUCGAAUUUGAAUUAUCAAAUAAUAAUAAUAAUAUUUAUAGCUAUGAAGAUUUAAAAGAUUUAUUAAAAAUAGAAUGUGAAGUUGGUCAAAGUGAUAAUCUUCUUGGUUUCUAUAGAUAUUACUCUGAGAUUUUCCUUUUGGGUGUUUAUAGUAAAAAAGAAUCAUUCAAAUUGAAAUCUUUUGGAAAAUCAAGCAUUGGUGUCGAUAAUGAAGUAACCAUUACAAAUGAUCCUCAGCAACUUUCAUUAUUAAGCUCUCAAUUUAAAUUUGCAUACAAUGGAAUUUGUGCAACAGUAAAUGUUCAUAAAUUCUUGGAUAGUUGUUUAAUCAUAUCAAAGAGAUCCAUUUUAAUACAAAUUGGUGUCGAUCAAAUUGAUAAUCUUAUAAAGAAUCAAUUGGCCAUAAGAGAAUCAAUCGAACUUUUAAAUGUUUCCAUUCAAUUCAUUUAUAAUUCACCAAAAUCUUGCACCAUUGACAUAAAUGGUUUACCAAAUCGAUUAACAAAAGCUCGUGAUAAAAUUAGAGAGUUUCUCAAAUAA
Dictyostelium discoideum AX4 is the source of this 6858-nucleotide messenger RNA. RefSeq names its product RNA-directed RNA polymerase (gene rrpC). Bases 1 to 6858 code for a protein of 2285 amino acids. Gene Ontology annotation, molecular function: ATP binding; RNA-directed RNA polymerase activity; nucleotide binding. Gene Ontology annotation, biological process: RNA-templated transcription. The record is from RefSeq and is a predicted model, not a curated record. NCBI's taxonomy places the organism in Eukaryota, Evosea, Eumycetozoa, Dictyosteliales, Dictyosteliaceae. The transcript has 2 exons.